Molecule: messenger RNA, 2504 nt
Organism: Anopheles moucheti
Lineage: Eukaryota; Metazoa; Arthropoda; Insecta; Diptera; Culicidae
Product: ras-related protein Rap1
Exons: 5
Coding region: 1-837 (278 amino acids)
Molecular function (GO): GTP binding; GTPase activity
Source: RefSeq, a predicted model, not a curated record
AUGAAGGGCAGACAUCUACGGCGGCGGUUCAGCCUACAGCCGUCAUUUAUGAAGGACGAUUCGACCGAAGAACGACCAAAGCGAGAAAAACCACUGAAAAACGAUGAAAACUCCAUAAACUCAAACGUGCGGCACAAGAUCGUCAUGAUGGGCGCUGCGAAGGUGGGCAAAAGCUCCCUCAUCACGCAGUUCCUCUACAGCAGCUUUUCGCCGAAGUACAAGCGCACGGUUGAGGAGAUGCACCACGGUCACUUUUCGGUCGGUGGAGUAAAUCUGACGCUCGACAUUCUCGACACUUCCGGAUCGUACGAGUUCCCAGCAAUGCGUGCCCUUUCCAUCUCAUCAGCGGAUGCAUUUAUUCUGGUGUACGACGUCACCGACAGUAUCACGUUCGAGGAAGUGAAAGCGAUACGUGAGCAAAUCCACGAGAUUAAAUCUACGACGGCGGUACCAAUUGUGGUCGUUGGCAACAAGACCGAUUUGAGCGAUGAUGACGAGGAUCUGCGACAGGUAGCACGUGACACAACUGAAUCGAUGGUAACGGUUGACUGGGAAAAUGGUUUCGUCGAAGCAUCUGCAAAACUGAACCGUAACGUUUCGCAGAUUUUCAAAGAACUUUUGGUGCAAGCUAAAAUAACAUACAAUCUGAGUCCGGCUCUUCGACGGCGGAGACGUCAAUCGUUGCCCCAGCAGGCCAGCACCGGUAGUGCUGGUGCACCACCGACACCCCAGGCAUCGCCAAGCGUUCACGUUCCAUCCGUCGCCCAGCUGCAACACCUGCAGCAGAUACAGGACAAAAGUCUCGGCGGCAAACGCAACUCGUGCAUUCUUUCCUAAUAGGUUCAGUUUACGCAUCUAAAGUUAUAUUUCUCUGUGAAUCGUCUACAAUUUACUUGCACCUUUCAAUUGUAAAGCGACAUUGGGGCUUCUGUGCCGUCGAUCAUGUGGGAAAGCGUUUGAAAUUCAGAACGGAACCCAUUUUUCCCACACAUUUACUUCUUUCUACGCAUCUUCGUGCCUCGUGCUAAAGCGAAUAUAUUGGCUUGUAUAGUAAGAUCACACAUUCAAAAAAAAGCAUUUAAACCUUCGACAGCAUAUUUGCCAGCCCAGCUUUUCACAAACAAACUUCUUUCCAACCUACAUUUCUGCCAGUCCACAUAGCCGUUAGGAAGAUUUGUGAUGUUUAUAAAUCAAAAUCGUGUCGAAUCGUUCGAAAACAAUGUGUAAAGUAUCGAAGUGGAAAAAUACGGGUAAUAAACGGGAACGAUAGUGGUGGUUUACGUGGUAGUAGAACGACACGAAACAAACGGAUUGGAGGCGGAAUCACACUGCACUAGGGAAAAACAAUGCGCCGUGCACACGUGCGCUGCACACGAAGAAAUGUAAAACUCACGUGGAUUAGAUUAGUUAUGCAGGUGUAGAGUAUUUUUUUAAUAAAAUAAAUAUGUCAGCAACAUUUUCCUACGUUUAUCAAGCGAUUCAGCGUGUAGCGUUCAAUAGCGGCUACGGGUGGAAGGAUGAACCGUAUUUAAAGUAAAGGAUGUAAGUUGAGCUCGUAUCGAAUAUUGAAGAGACAGCAAGGGAGAAUAAAUAACUCAUCGAGUCCAUUUCAUGUGCGUGAAUGUUAAUGUGUGUUGGUGUUUUGAUAAUACUGGAAAUUCCUUACGAAAUCUGUUCACUUCGAACCCUGUUACUCGCAAUGGCCAAAAUUAAAAGCCGAUUUGUACCACAAAACGCAAUGUAAUGCUUGGCGCUCGGGUGGAUUUCGCAAUACAAAUUCACCGCAACAAACAGAUACCAAUUGAUGUAAUCGAACGUUUGAUAGCUUGUCGUCUUGGAAGAAAGCUAGAACAAACAAAAAAUAAAACAAACAAAACAACCAAAAUCAAAAUAUGAAUACAAACCCUUAACACCAUCUCUAGCGUUAUUAAAUCGCAAACAUAUAUGCAAAGCAAGUGAAACGAAAAGAGAAGAAGGAAAAGGAGAGAUUUUUGCAAAUAAUAUAUUCACACAUUCCAACAAUCAUCAACAAAAAAAAACCCAAGUUGUCGUUGCUGUUACAAUAUACCAUUCACAUUACGAUUCUACACGGUAAAGCUAAACACGCUGUAUAAAUUGAAAAGAAAACAAAAAAGAAAGAAAAGGUAGUCUUUAUGUGCUGUAUGGAAGAGAAUUUGAAUUGAUACAAAUAAAAACAACAACAACAACAAAACCCAUUUUUGCUCGGUAGUCGUCAAAUGUGAAGAUAGUCGAUAAAAAGUGUAGUUACGUGCAGACACAGUAACUGUUGCAGGAAGUCCUGGUGACUGGCGCGGGAAUGAUUAAACAGAACGGAGCCAAAAUACAAAUAUGCAUCAACGCGUGUUGUUAUAUACAGAAUGACAUUCAAUGAUCAAACACUAGCAGCGUAUGUGGAACGAGGCAGAGCGAAAAGUGGCGAUAAGAAUAUAUUCACGCGAAUAUUCACAAGUUGAAAGUAAAUAAAAUUAAUCCAUGUAACUGGU